This is a messenger RNA of Cinclus cinclus, 1609 nucleotides long. It is a transcript of the gene TMUB2, whose product is annotated as transmembrane and ubiquitin like domain containing 2. NCBI's taxonomy places the organism in Eukaryota, Metazoa, Chordata, Aves, Passeriformes, Cinclidae. Gene Ontology annotation, molecular function: protein binding. The coding region runs from base 507 to 1358 and encodes 283 amino acids. The record is from RefSeq and is a predicted model, not a curated record. The transcript has 2 exons.
GGGACCCCCGGGACCGGCAGAGACAUCCCUGGAUCGCGGGGGUGACAGGAACAUAGAGGCACCCCCGGGGCCGGUAGAGAUCUCCCCCGAGCAGACGGGGACCGGCAGGCACACACCGGGACCCCCGGGGAGCGGCAGUCCCCCGGUUGCUCCCGCCCGCUGUGCCCGGGCCCCGCUGACCGCAUCGCUCUGCUCCGUCCAGGUCGGGGAUGGCCUGACCCUGCCCGGCUGGUCACCGAGGGGCUGCGACACCCUCCGGGACCCUCCGCCGGGCCCGGUAACCUGAGCGCAGCGCUGCCGGUUCGGUGCCUCGGGAGUGAGGAGGAAAAUCCGCAGCGAGGAGCUCCCGUCCCUGCGGUCUCCGGGCACCGGGAGCAGCCCCGGGGUCUGUUCUGAGUCCGAAAGUGGCACCGGGGCCGGCCCUGCGGUCCCCGCUUCCGCCGCAUAGAUCGGUCACACCGGACACCGGGAGGUCGAGCCGGGGAUAACGCGCGGGGGUAGCGGCGAUGGAGCCCCCGGCCGCUCCCCUCAUCCCGGGGGUGGGGGACGAGGUGACGCUGGUGGCCGGGGUGGCCGUGCUGACGCUGGCGCUGGUGCUGGCCUGGCUGUCCACGUACGUGGCCGAUGGCAGCAGCCAGGUCCUGGGCACCGGGGACGCGGCCGUCAUCCGCCUCGGGCCCCUCCCGCCGUACGCGGGGCCCGCGGGGGCGGCCGAGGCCCCGGAGCCCCCCGGGGCCCCCGAAAACGCGGAGGAGAAAACAGAGGAGGAAGAGGGGGCGGCGGCACGUGGGGACAGCGGGAGCCCCCCCGAUCCCGGCCUGGAGCAGCUGCUGGACGCCCGGAGCUUGGCCCAAGGCUCCGCUGAGCUCGGUACCCCCGGGACGGGGGACGCGUGCCCCGGCCUCAUCAAGAUCCGCCUGAAGUUCCUCAACGACACCGAGGAGGUGGCGGUGGCGCGGCCCGAGGACACCGUGGGGAUUCUCAAGAGCAAAUGCUUCCCGGGCCAGGAGAGCCAGAUGAAGCUCAUCUACCGCGGGCAGCUGCUGCAGGACCAGGCGAGGACGCUGCGCUCGCUCCGCAUCACCGACAACUGUGUCAUCCACUGCCACCGCUCCCGGGGGACCACCGCGGCCACCCCUGCCCUGCCCGACCCCGGCCCCGCCGGCCCCACGGCCCCCGGGCUGCCCCUGGGCGGGGGGACCCUCAUGGUGCCCACGGUCAUGGUGGUGCUGGCGCUGGGCUGGUAUUUCCGCAUCAACUACCGGCAGCUCUUCACGGCCCCGGCCACCGUGUCCCUGAUCGGUGUCACCGUCCUGGUCACCUUCCUGGCCUUCGGGGUGUACGGACAGGCGGGAUGAGGCAGCAAGGGGCUGGGGGGGGGGCACCUCGGUGUCCCUGUCCUCGGUGUCCCUGUCCUCGUGCUGUGACCGGAGCCACCAUGCACGUCCCAACCUUGCAGCCGGACUUUACCCCCAAAAAAGGGGCUGCACCCCUCUCCCCAAACUCCGUUUCCCAGCUCUGGGAGAGUGGGACAGCACUGGAACGGGCCGUGGCUUCUUCCCAAGCCUCAAAAAAGGACUUUUUAAAGCAAAUAAAAGGUGUCAAGUCA